This is a messenger RNA of Dibothriocephalus latus, 414 nucleotides long. Lineage: Eukaryota; Metazoa; Platyhelminthes; Cestoda; Diphyllobothriidea; Diphyllobothriidae. The record is from the annotation of a GenBank genome assembly.
AUGUGCGGAACAAGGAAGAUCCAUCGAAAUGCUGUACUCUCCUUGUCCUUGGAUCAGUUUUUCGUUGAAACCUUGCCUCGCGCGAGAGAGGUUGGUCAGUCCUACGUAACCAGCGUCUUCACAACUCUGAUUGCGCUUUUGGCGUCCAUCCGAGUAGUUCUGAAGCACUGUCCUAGGCUGGUACUUUGCAAUGGCCCGGGUACAUGCAUUCCCAUCUGCUUUGUAGCUGGUUUUGUUCAGUUGUUCAUGCGUAAGCGCACAGCACUGGUGUUCGUAGAGAGCAUCUGUCGUACGCAAACGCUUUCCUUGUCUGGCAAAAUCCUCUACUACUGUCAUCUAGCCAGGGUAAUCGUACAAUGGCCGGAGUUGUUGAAGGUGUACCCGCGUGCUGAGUAUCUUGGCCUAUUAUCCUAG